AAAGUCAAAAUGUGGAACUGUGGAACGUCUAAAUCUAAAAUAGUCUAAAUCGCUUUCUGAGCAACCGCCACGGUAAUUGUUUCUUCUAAAAAUUGAUGAUACAGUAAAUAUAUGCUUUAGCUUAGUUACACUGAACUUUCUAAAACUAUAAAAUUUGCAAUAAAAUGGAGCCGAUGACGCUUGGAAGUCCUACACACUCGCCGUCAGGGAGUCCGAAUGUAGGAUACCUGCCACCUUUCCUGUUAGGGGAAAUUAACCCUCCUUCUACACCCCGAACCAACAGCCUGUCUCCUACGAAGGGCCGGAACCUCGCGUUUGGUUCACCCACAAGCCCAACUCAAACCUCCACACCAGACCAAAAGCAUUACCGUCAGAACCUCUCCAUGCACCAGCAGGCCCUGUACAACCAGCAAAACAUGUUUGCCAAUGCCCCUACAUCACCAAACACAUCAUACAAUCCCAAUAUGUCAUACAACCCACCCAACAUGUCUUACAACAACAGUAAGACUACAGGACCACCCAUAGAGGACUUGUUUGACACAAUUAAAAGCAAUGAACCAUCUGUAAACAAGUCACUAUUCCAGGAGCAAAGCUUCUACAAUAACUCUGUGUUGCAAAAUUCUUAUAUGAAUAGUAUGAAUGGAUCUAGCAUGAACCCAGUGGCGUGGGACGGGAGCCAGGAGCAAGAUGAGUACUGGGUGACAGUGUUUGGAUUUCCACCCAAUGCUGCAAAUACAGUACUAGCAAGAUUUAGCAAUUGUGGUGCUAUUUUAGACAAGCAAUACCCAACGCAAGGCAACUGGGCGCACAUCCGCUACGCGACUCGAGCCGAGAAGGAGCGCGCCAUGGCACUGAGCGGGCGCCAGGUGCUGCCCGGCGUCAUGGUGGGCGUGGCCGAGUGCCAAGAGCCGCCCAGGCAGCCCGCAAGCCUGAGCGUCACGAGACAAACUCAAGGCGCCCGUUCCCUGUGCCCGACGCCCGUGCCGUCGGCGCCGGUGCCGCAGCGCUCCAGCGGCCUCAUCUCCAAGGCGCUGGACUACGUGCUGGGCUGGUGACACGGCCUCGACGCUGUCAGGCGACUGGGGCUUAUGAUAGACUUUGAACUGUGGACUUCUAAUUAUUGAUAUUUUUGGUCUGUCUGUGGUGGUUAACGUACUGCGAUGCUUCUUGCCGCAGAAAAAAAUACGCAGUUUAAAUUAUCUACAGCAUAAAACAGCCACCAUUAAAUACAUUUUAAGUUUCUGUGGAAUUCCAUAUUAACCUGUUAUGUAAAUAAAAUUUAGGAAUCGAAUGCGAGUGAAUGUCACGGUAUAUUUUUAAACGUCAUAGAAUUUGCUUGAUUUGUCUCAUACGUAGAAAAUUGACAACCUGCAUUUGUUACAAAAUUAAGUUUGAGAACCAUUUCCAUUUAUCCUAGGUACCACUGAAUAACGGUUUUCUAAUGCAAAUGAUAAAAUCAAGGGGAAAACAAAACUAUUAAAUUUUAAGUGAUUAGUUGAUAAAAAAUGAGUACCAUCGCCCACCCCACACUGUUAACUGUCCAUCGAUCGCUGGACCCUAUGCCUCUUGUAAUAAGGUCCACCGAUGGACAGUUGCGGGACAGUGCGAGGAAAAUACUAACUGUAAAACAUCAAACAAAAUUAAAUCCAAAUAAACGUUAUUAAAUAUUCAUCAUUUAAAAGUCAAUUCUACCAGUCCAGGUGUCACUGUCAACUCAAAAUUUGCAUUAAAUUACCACACAUGUGGACAAAAUGUAACUUUCUCAUCACUCAUCAGUUUUUGAACAGCCUUUACAAGCUGGUGUGGUAAAAUAGUUAUUUGUUUUACAAGGGGGCAAAGUUACCCGAGGAAGCGAAAGAUUCCAAAAUCGCUCUCUACUACUCGCUACGCUCGUGGUUCGAAAAUGGAGUCUUGAGCGUGGCGAGGGUUUCAAGGCAUGAGGGUUAACCAAAUUUUGCCACCGAGUUAAGCACAGAAUUUUUCAUCACACCAAAGGAAAAUACUAACUAAAAUAUCAAACAAAACAAAAUCAAAAUGAAUGUUAUUAAAUAUUUAUCAUUCAAAAUCAUCAUUUAUAAAAGUCAAUUCUACCAGCCAACAUCAGGAAACAACUCAGAAUUUGCAUUUGAUUACUCUGCCCCACAUGUGGAUAAAAUGCAACUUUCUCAUCAGUUAUUGAACAAUCAAGAGAGCCUUUACCAGCUGGUGUGGUGAAAAGGUUUAUUUUAUCAUCAUACAUUAAUUAUAAGAUGCAGGAAAAAGAAAAUAAGGAAAGAUGCAGUUAUCCCUAGUGACAACAUAAUAGUCGCCAUUUGUACCAUUUUUUAAUCUUGUAAAUAAUUAUUUUAAUGUAAUUAGCUAAUUAGGUUAGUUACAACUUCCACUAUUAUUAUUGUUGUAAGUGAAUGAUCAGUUGAUUUCUAUAAAUAAAAUAAAACAAUUAGUUUCUUAAA
Messenger RNA from Cydia strobilella, 2453 nucleotides. It is a transcript of the gene Nup35, whose product is annotated as nucleoporin Nup35. Gene Ontology annotation, biological process: nuclear pore organization; NLS-bearing protein import into nucleus. Gene Ontology annotation, molecular function: structural constituent of nuclear pore; phospholipid binding; nucleic acid binding. The transcript is spliced from 4 exons. Gene Ontology annotation, cellular component: nuclear pore central transport channel; nuclear membrane; nuclear pore nuclear basket. NCBI's taxonomy places the organism in Eukaryota, Metazoa, Arthropoda, Insecta, Lepidoptera, Tortricidae. The record is from RefSeq and is a predicted model, not a curated record. The coding region runs from base 165 to 1055 and encodes 296 amino acids.